Stylonychia lemnae is the source of this 1494-nucleotide messenger RNA. The record is from the annotation of a GenBank genome assembly. NCBI's taxonomy places the organism in Eukaryota, Ciliophora, Spirotrichea, Sporadotrichida, Oxytrichidae.
AUGAGAAGAUUAUCUAAAUUGAAAAAGGUAAGAAUUGAAGAAUAUAAAAAGUUCAAUCAGCAAUAAUAAAAUAGUCAAGCCUCAUUAAAUACCACCAGAUACUCUGAAAAUCAGAGUGCACACACAAAUAGAGAUAAUUAACCAGUAGACUUUACUAGAGUUAAGUUGAACAAUAAAACUAACCUCACUUAUCAAACUUUAAAGUUAUUUGAUUUUGCAGAGAACUCAUAAGACCCUACUGAUCCUGUCAAGACUUUUGACCUUCAAUUCGUAGGUAUAGGAGGCUAAAGUGGCCAUAGAAAAAUAUGGAAAUAAAGCAUGUUGAAUCAAAUGAAAUAAAAACAUCCAGAUGGAAUAAAGUUGGCAAUUGGGAUAACUAUGUAUAAUGAAAGCUGGCUAUUAUUUCAACGAACAAUAUUAGGUGUACUUUAAGGUUUAACCGAGAUAUAUCUUGACUAACUAAGGACAAAUAAUUGUGUUUGUUGGGAUGACUUUAAAGAUUAAGUUCUAAUUGUAUUGAUAGCUGAUGGAUAUAUCAACUUAGGAUCAGAAUUCAAAGAAUAAGCUACUUAAUUAGGUAUAUUUGAUGCAUCAGCAAUAGAUCCAUUUAUUAAAAAGCAAGAGCACUAAGCAAUGAAGGAAGAACCAAUGACAAUCUAUGAUAUAAAAAGAAGUAAACUAGCAAACAUACUUUUGGAAUGUGAAGAUGAGAGAUAUAAGCAUAGCAUACCAAUCCUUAACUUAAUUCACUGCUUCCAAUCUAAUAUUCCUUUAAAACUUUUUGCAUCUAAACUAGAUGCAGAUCUUGGAAAAUUUAUGCAAAAUACAGUUAAUUUCGUAUUUGCAGUAAAAUAAUUCAACAAUCUUAAAAUUGAUUCUCAUCUUUAUUUUUACAGAGGUUUUUGUGAAUAUCUUAAUCCUGAUUAAGUUUUUUUACUAGAUAUUGGGACGUAAGCUUUGCCUGGAUCAAUCAGUAAGUUAGUCAGACUUCUUGAUUAUGGGAAAAAUAUUGGAGGAGCAUGUGGUGAAAUUGAAGUUGAAAUGCCUUAAUUCUCAAUAUUAUCCAGCGUCUAAUUUUUUGAAUACAAAAUAUCUCAUUUCUUAGACAAAUCAUUUGAGGGGUGUUUCGGCUAUCAAAGUGUGCUUCCUGGUGCAUUUUCAAUCUUCAGAUGGGAAGCUAUUAAGGGGAAGCCUCUUGAGUCAUUUUUCAAAGGCUUAGAUAAAUAAAGACUUAGCUUGAGUGAACUAAAUAUGUUUCUAGCUGAAGAUAGAAUAAUGAGCUUUGAAAUUGUAGCUUAGAACAAUAUUAAAGGAAAGGAAGCAAAAUAUGACCUUGUAUAUUUACCUGAGGCAGCUGCACUAACUGAUCCUCCCGAAUAAUUCUCAAUUUUGAUUGCCCAAAGAAGAAGAUGGAUUAAUGGAGCUAAUGCUACAUUCCUUCAUAUAUUUGCUAAUUAUGGGAAGUUUAGUAACUCAUCUCAUAGUAGAUGUUGA